AUGUUAGAAGGGCCGAUUGGUGCAGCAGCGUUUAAUAAUGAAUUCGGCCGUCCUAAUAUAACGGGUUAUUUUCGAACUUAUGAGGCCGAAGUGUCCUGUGCCAAAGGCAGGGAGUCGCGUGGUUAUCAUAAGCCGAUUAUGUUAGCUGGUGGUGUAGGUAAUAUUCGCCCCAAUAAUAUUGAAAAGAGAGAUCUCCCUGAGGGUACGGCGAUUGUGGUCUUAGGUGGCCCGGCGAUGUUAAUCGGUCUUGGUGGCGGCGCAGCUUCUUCAAUGACGAGCGGAACCAGUGCUGAAAAUUUAGAUUUUGCGUCAGUACAGCGUGGUAAUCCCGAAAUGCAACGGCGCUGCCAAGAAGUAAUCGAUCGUUGCGUAGCAAUGGGAGAGGCCAGUCCAAUUUUAUCUAUCCAUGAUGUUGGUGCUGGAGGUAUCUCCAAUGCCAUUCCUGAAAUCAUUAACGAUGCCGGGCGUGGUGGCAAAAUUGAAUUACGCGCUGUACCCAAUGAUGAGCCUGGCAUGGCACCGAUGGAAAUCUGGAGUUGUGAAGCACAAGAGCGUUACGUAUUAGCGAUUGAUGCGGAUCGUUUAGAGUCAUUUGAAGCCAUUUGUGAGCGUGAGCGCGCAGUGUAUGCGGUAGUCGGUGAAGCCACCAAAGAGCAACAACUCAUCGUUGGCGACGCUUAUUUUGAAAACUCACCUGUCAACAUCCCGAUGGAUGUGCUACUGGGCAAGCCGCCGAAAAUGUUGCGAGAGGUGCACCACCAAACUUUCCAUAAGCCCAAGUUUGAAUGGGCUGAUUUAGCGUUGGACGAAGCGAUUGAACGCGUAUUGAGUUUGCCUACUGUCGCGUCAAAAUCGUUCUUGAUCACCAUUGGUGACCGCAGUAUUACAGGCAUGGUGAAUCGAGAUCAGAUGGUCGGUCCAUGGCAAGUACCCGUGGCCGAUGUGGCGGUCACCGCAGCCGAUUAUAAAGGGCUACAUGGUGAAGCAAUGGCCAUUGGAGAACGCACUCCCAUUGCGCUGAUCAAUCCAGCGGCUUCUGGACGUAUGGCGAUUGCCGAAGCGAUUACCAAU
Molecule: messenger RNA, 1071 nt
Organism: Priapulus caudatus
Lineage: Eukaryota; Metazoa; Priapulida; Priapulimorpha; Priapulimorphida; Priapulidae
Product: phosphoribosylformylglycinamidine synthase-like
Source: RefSeq, a predicted model, not a curated record